This is a messenger RNA of Solanum stenotomum, 458 nucleotides long. RefSeq lists its product as uncharacterized. Lineage: Eukaryota; Viridiplantae; Streptophyta; Magnoliopsida; Solanales; Solanaceae. The coding region runs from base 76 to 393 and encodes 105 amino acids. The record is from RefSeq and is a predicted model, not a curated record. The transcript has 4 exons. Gene Ontology annotation, biological process: DNA-templated transcription. Gene Ontology annotation, cellular component: RNA polymerase I complex; RNA polymerase III complex. Gene Ontology annotation, molecular function: DNA-directed RNA polymerase activity; DNA binding; protein dimerization activity.
CCAAAAACCAAUUCUCAUUGCUCUCCUGCUGCUCCGCCGCCGCCCGCCGUCGUUCGAUUUUCCUAGCUCAAGUCAAUGGAACACGGUUCAUUUGAAGAUCAAUCUAAAGCAACGUUCUCGUUGACAGAUGAGGACCAUACGCUGGCAAAUGCUGUCAGAUUCACUCUAAAUCAAGAUCCACGAGUAACAUUUUGUGGAUACAGCAUUCCACAUCCCUCCGAUGCACGAGUGAACAUUAGAGUUCAGACUACUGGAGAUCCAGCAAGGGAGGUACUGAACGAUUCAUGUCAGGAUCUAAUGCUUAUCUGUGAGAACGUUAGAGACACAUUUGACAAGGCUAUUUUAAAGUUUAAAACUGAAGCAGGUCUGAGCUCUAUGGAUAUCAAGAAAUAAUCGACAAGAAUUUCAUAUAACCCUCUAUCCAUGUGAAAUCUUGUAACCUUAUUUGCACAAAAGUU